AUGGAAUGGUACCAAGAUUCGACUAGCUCUUCCAUCCUUCUCAUUCAUCAUUCAAGGCAGGAGUCAAACCGCUUAUGUACGGCAGAAAAGCACUCACUCUUCCACUCGCAGCUUCAAGCUCUUCCAAUAGCUGAAGCCAAGGAAAGAUCGAAGCUAGCCAGCUAUACGACCUCCCUUUCUGACUCCCGGUGUUGGGCUUUCUUGGCUUGGAAAACCAAUGCUGGAGGCUACAACUUCUCCAUUUCAUUGUGCAACUUGCUACACUGCGCUAAAAGGCGUUUUCGGAAAGCAACCCGUCUAAUCGGUAGAGGGAAGAAGCGUCAAAACCUUUAUAGGUGA
Molecule: messenger RNA, 339 nt
Organism: Salvia miltiorrhiza (redroot sage)
Lineage: Eukaryota; Viridiplantae; Streptophyta; Magnoliopsida; Lamiales; Lamiaceae
Source: the annotation of a RefSeq genome assembly